Molecule: messenger RNA, 1313 nt
Organism: Clarias gariepinus (North African catfish)
Lineage: Eukaryota; Metazoa; Chordata; Actinopteri; Siluriformes; Clariidae
Product: zinc-binding protein A33
Exons: 6
Coding region: 83-1168 (361 amino acids)
Molecular function (GO): protein binding
Source: RefSeq, a predicted model, not a curated record
CCUCUCUCUCUUUUCUCUCUCUCUCUCGUGUGAUGUCCUGAAGGUUUAUCUUCCUUCGCUUGCCUUUGACAAGGAAACUGGAAUGUACACCAAUCACAUGAAGGACACCAACAACAACUGCAACAAGUCUCUUCUCAAUGACCAGAAGGACAAGCUCAUUCAGGCGAUUAAGAAGAUUAAGCAUGAAGUUGACGAAUGCUAUGAAGCAGAAAAAGACACUUUUGCAGAUGCAAUCGAUGUCGAGAAUCAGUUCGAGGACAUGGAGCGGGAAAUCCGAGCCGAGUUCCAGAACCUUCAUAACUUCCUGGAUGAGGAGGAGGAGAGAGACCUGGAACGGCUGAGGAAGGAGAGGGACAGACGAAUAAAAAUGCUGAAGGAGAGAGAGAAGAAGAUCGCCAUGCAGGGAAGAGACCUGGAGAGAGCCAUCGAGACCUUGAACAGCAAACUGGCAGAAGAAGACAGUCCCAAAUUACUAAAGGAAAUCAAAGAUCUCCUAAAGAGGUGUGAGGUGAACUUUGUCCGUCCAGCUCCAGUGGACUGUGAGAUUUGCUCAGGACAGUUUGUGGGUCCGAUUCAGUACAGGAUCUGGAAACACAUGAAAGCUUCUCUCUACCCAAACAUAUCUUUGUUGACCUUCGACCCUGAGACCGCUCACCCGCUGCUGACCCUGUCUGCGAACAACACGACGGUGCAUUUCGACGAGAAGAAGGAACCAGUUGCGGACGGGAACCAGAAGCGUUUCCACUAUUACUACUGCGUGAUGGGGAGAGAGGGCUUCAUGCACGGUCGGCAUUACUGGGAGGUGACGGUGCGAGGCAAGAGUGCGUGGCGUGUGGGCGUGGCCAGGGAGGACGUAUGCCGUGGAGAGAUGGACUCCUCCACCACAGCGAACGGGCUUUGGACACUGGCGCUGAAGAACGGCUCGAUCGUGGCCUGCACCGACCCCAAGCCCACGGUCAUACGUACUGCCGCUCUGCCCACCCGCGUUGGCGUCUUCCUGGACUGCGACAAGGAGGAAGUGUCCUUUUACGACGCCCUGACCAUGAUGGCGCUCUUCUCUUUUCCCAUGGAUUCCGUCCUAAUGCCCGUUUACCCGUUCUACAACCCUUGCGAUUUAGACGACGGGAGGAACGACGCCCCUAUCUCCAUCUUCCAUCCCUCACUCUGACAGACGCUUCGAGCAGAUGGAAUUGCAAUUCAUUAUAAGUUACACCAUUUUAAAUUAGAUCUGUUUGAUAAGUUUUCCAUUUGCUUAAGAGUGUGCGUACAGUAUGUUUGAUGUUUAAUGUCAAGCGUUUCAAGGUGGAAUAAAA